AUGCUUCUCGACUUGGCCUGGAUCUUCUUACUGGUCACCAAUUCGAUCGCCUACAAAUGCCCAUCGACCAACGAAUCGCUCACCUGCCAGGGGCGGCUCUGCUAUUUUUCGUCGAAACAGACGGCUGAGGGCCUCAUCCAAUGGGCCGAUUGCCAUGUCCCACCUCCAUUAGUGCGACCACUGGGCGUAUGUGCGGAUACGAUCGCGUCAGCGGCCAACGAUUCCAUCCGCAAUGUCUGUAUUGGUCGAGUUGGCGAAAAGUUCUGUUGCUGCCAGGGCGACGACUGCAACAAGGGGCUAAUCACCAGGCACGAGUAUGUUGGCGGGGACCUCGAUGACGUUCGACACUUGUGCUACGCGAUUGGCAUUUUGGGAUUUUACUGUCUGGUGUACUCGCUGCUGUGCUACAUGCUGGGCGACGACAGGGGGAAGCCGGAGCUACAGUUGCCACCAAAUUACAGCUGGUUCCUCAACGGCAUCUACAUCAUCCAGGCAUACUUUGAAAGCAUAUGGCCCAUUUUUGUCAUAAUCGUGGCCCUCGUGUGUUGUGCCAUACAACUUGCCCCCCUGAAGCCGGAGUGCUCUCCGCCGGAAUAUGGACGAUUUGUUGUACCACUGGAGCCGCUGUUUGCCCUGGGAAAUUCAGCAACGAUCGCCAUGCUUCUCGUGGCCGACGUCUUCUUCGCCAUCGCUCGCAUCAGACAGACCGAAUAUUUGGCAAAAACCCAACGAUUCCCCUUUACGGCGGCCAUCGACCAGGUGCUCCAGAUUACCACAAUGUUCGCCUGGAAUUCAUUGCUGAUCUACACGACCGUCGAUCUGCACGAACUGUUUGUCGACGGUCCGCACUGCAACUACGACACCGCCCGCAAUGUAUUGAGC
Molecule: messenger RNA, 882 nt
Organism: Mesorhabditis spiculigera
Lineage: Eukaryota; Metazoa; Nematoda; Chromadorea; Rhabditida; Rhabditidae
Source: the annotation of a GenBank genome assembly